This is a messenger RNA of Phoenix dactylifera (date palm), 3046 nucleotides long. The record is from RefSeq and is a predicted model, not a curated record. Lineage: Eukaryota; Viridiplantae; Streptophyta; Magnoliopsida; Arecales; Arecaceae.
CAUCCAAUUUCCUGUAUGAGACUUACACGAUUGGCACCUCGGUCCGUGCCACGCCCUUGCCCUCCCUUCCCAUGCCCGUUUCCCGGUACGCCAAUUUCUCUCUAUUUUCCCCCAAAAUAUCACCUCUGCCUCUUGCUUUCUUCCUCGUUCCUUGACUCCUUCCUCCCAAUUCCCUCUCCAUUCCUGCCAGAGACCCAAAUCUCCGGCCCUUCGUCCUCUCCAAUCCCUAACCGGUUCCGUCCACAGUUCCUCCCGAUCGAUUAAUUCCCUUCUUUUCUCCAAAGGUUCGGAAAAUUAUGGUUUCUCGUCAAGUUUUUCCUUGGAUAUCGUAUGCUUUCUUUUUUUUUCCCUUUAAUUUAGGGUUCUUUAGCUGAUUGUGAGCUGCGAUCCUUGGAUUUGGGGAUCAUACUAUUGGAGUAGUUCCGUCAAGACCGGAUUUUUGGUAGCGGGAUGCGUGCCGUGCCAAGAUAACUCGUUUCUAUAGGGUUUUGAGUCGAUUCAAGCAGUUCAUAGCGCUUUAAUUGGGAUUUUGGGAUUCUAGGAGAUUAGGGUUUAUUGUUAUGUUUCAUUCUUGGAUAUGGAUUCGAGCCGGAGAGCUGUGGAAGCGUACUGGAGAUCUCGCAUGGUUGAUGGAGUGACGACGGACGAAGAUAAGGUCGCCCCCGUCUACAAGUUAGAGGAGAUCUGUGAGCUUCUGAGAACCUCUCCUGCGGGCAUCGUGAAGGAGGUCUCGGAUUACAUUCUCAAACGGCUUGAUCACCAGAGUCCCAUCGUCAAGCAGAAGGCAUUGCGGCUGAUCAAGUAUGCAGUGGGAAAGUCCGGCAAUGAGUUUAGGAGGGAAAUGCAACGGCACUCCGUGGCCAUUCGACAACUUUUUCAUUACAAGGGCCAGUUGGAUCCCUUGAAAGGAGAUGCCCUAAAUAAGGCUGUCCGUGACACUGCUCAUGAGGCAAUCCAAGCUGUUUUUGCUACUGAUGACUACAAGGUAGUGGCACCAGUAGAAGGUCUCAACAAGCGCAUCCAAGGCUUUGGUAAUACAAAUUUUGAGAUGCCAACAGAAGAUAAGAAAUCUUUUCUCAGUGAAGUGGUGGAACUUGGUAGUGCCUCCCUCAGGCAGGGACUGAGCACCAUUGCUGCAGCCCAUGGGACAAGGAAAGUUGAUAGUGGGAGUUACAGAAGCCCAAACCUGCGAAGGUCUCUAACAACAGAAAGAGAUAGCCAUGAUAAAUAUCAAGGCGAUGAGCACCAUAGGGAAAGCUGGACUUCUUCUGGAGUCUCAGAAAAUAUGGCAUCUGGAACAUGGAGCCUGGAUUCGAGAAUGACCAUAACAGGGACAGCAACACAUGAGGAUGCCGGUUCAAGUCACUCAGGGGUUAAGAGUCAUGAAGAGAAGCUUUUGGAGACUAUAGUCACAUCAGGAGGUGUUCGUCUACAACCAACUCGUGAUGCUCUUCAGGCUUUUCUUGCUGAGGCAUCAAAACUGGAUGCAAAGGCUAUGAGUCGUGCACUUGAGAAGAAGCUUCAAUCUCAUUUGUGGCAGGUCCGAACGAAAGCAAUCUGUGUACUGGAAUCAAUUAUGAGGAAAAAGGAUGAUGAGCAUUUUUCUAUUAUAGCAUCUUAUUUUAGUGAAAACAGAGACUCCGUGGUCAGGUGUUCUCAGUUACCUCAAGUUUCUCUGAGGGAGAAGGCAAUUAAGGUCUUAAGUCUUCUAGAUGGGGAGCAGACUUCUGGGGCAAGGAACGAAGAGGGGCUAUCAGGUGCAAAAACUAUGCCUGCCCCAAUUAUUCAGAUGCCUGACUUAAUUGAUACUGGUGACCAAGAUGAUCAUGGUAAUGAAGCUUCCACUCAGAAGCAGGGGGAUCAGAGCACUGGGAAUCUAACACAGCCUGCUUCUCUGGUUGAUGAUCUUUUCGGAGGUGCUCCUGUUGCUGGACUGAGCACAACUCGGGGUAAAAAUGAAGAUGAUCCAUUUGCAGACGUAUCAUUUCAUGUCACAGAAGACAAGGAACAUAAUGACCUUUUCUCUGGAUUGACGGUUGAUGAUAAGAAAUCUGAUAUUGAGCUCAAUAUGCCUGCCAGUAAUACCUCUGGAUUGCUCGAUGUUUUUGGUGUCAACUCUGAGCAGCUUCUACAGGAUUCAGGAGCAGAUAAAAGGAAUGUGAAUGAUUUGAUGGCUGGUUUGACUCUUAAUGGAAUGGCCCAAGAUAACAAACAACCUGGACCUGCUGGAGCAACUGGAGGUGCCUUUCCCGGAGUCACUUUCUUGGAUGGUACAAGUCAACCAAGCCAGCUUCCUACAAAUGGAGCAUUGAAUGGUAUCUUUGGUUCAAAUGCCAUGUAUCCUCAGGCUCCCAUGCACUAUGGGAUUCCUCCAAACAUUAUGUUCAGUCCAGCUUUUGCUGCCCAGCCAAUAAACUAUGACGCAAUAGGUGCUUUCAUUGCUCAGCAUCAAUUAUUAUUUCAAAACCUUGGGAGUCGCAACACGGGAUUUGGACAUGUGGCUGGGAAUGCCAAUGAAGGAGGUUACUCUUUACCCCUCCCUGAUAUCUUUCAGCUUUCAAACAAUCCAGUUCAAAGCCAUGGUCCAAUCAUGAACAGCUCGAAGAAAGAGGAGACUAAGGCCUUCGAUUUUAUAUCGGAUCAUCUUUCAGUUGCCCGUGAUUCAAAGAGAAUUCUUUGAAGCUUUUAAUAGCAGAUGUUUUAAGCUGAGUGACACUACCAAAAGCCUCGAAACUGGUUUUGGUGCUUGAUGGAAGUGCCUCGGGUCAUUCUUUUGCAAUAAUGGAAUUCGCGCCUUGAGGCAUGAGUCGUACUACGCCUUGCCAAUUUUCAUAUUGUACUGUCGGGUAUAUAGUCGGAAAUGCGAAGGUGACGCAGAGAGGAUGGUUUGGGUUGCUGUAUUUAACUGUGAAAUUUGGACCAGGUGCAGUUUGUUAUUUUUCAUUCUCUUUCUUUAAUGAAAACUGUUUGGGGCUUGUAUCGCUUGCGUCACUUGCAUUUUGCCUUCAGUAAUUUGCAUGCGGAUGAAAUGAGCUUCUGAAUCAAA